Molecule: messenger RNA, 2480 nt
Organism: Oncorhynchus mykiss (rainbow trout)
Lineage: Eukaryota; Metazoa; Chordata; Actinopteri; Salmoniformes; Salmonidae
Source: RefSeq, a predicted model, not a curated record
GGAGAGUGUUACAAUUUGAAAUGUGUCAAUGCACAGGUGUGCCAGGACUUUGGGGUGAGGAGAAAUACAUUUUGUUAGAUGGUCUGUGAUAUCCAUACUAGUAAUUGGGUUUUCAUAUUUUCAUUCCACAAGAUACAGAUUUCAUUGCACCAGUAGUAACAUUUGGAUAUCAUAUUUCUAUUCCGAUACAUAUUUAAUUCCAACAUACUACUUUAUAUGACAAUAUAUUGUACACACCCUUGGUUUAGAGCAUGAUUUAGUCAUGGACACUGAAGUUCUGAAAGUUUCUCAGGGUGUGCAGUACAGCAGCCUACUUUCACAAAGUGUAAUGUCAUGUUUACUGCAUUUGUGAAAAAAAGUUGAGUUUAAUUCAAGUGUUCCUGAAAAACACACUCCACCUAACCUAUUUGCAAAUUAGGAAAAACCAUUUGCAUGUUGUGUGUUAUCAUUAUUUUCCUUAUUUUGGUGGGAUAAUAGUUCUCUUUGAGGAGAUUUUGAAUCUGGCUCAGUUGAACCUUAGGAAAUUGGUCUCAAUGGCCGAUGUCCAAAUUGUAUUUCACAGGCUGACAGUUUAUGGGCAAAAUAUGUAGCCUGUUAGCAAAACAAACUGCAAAGCAAACCCAUUCCAAGUGGAGAUUGACAAAGCAGGGAAUUUAGGAGAAAGGAGGCUGAGAACAGGGAACAAUCAACGGCUGUUAUUUUAAUCUGGCCUGCCACUGAGAUUAGCAGACCACAUUGUUUUAAUUGUUUUAACAGGAGCGAAUGAAACGCUCGUUUAUUGAGGGGGGAUCCUUUGCGUAAAUCUCCCCAAAUUCAAUAGUUUAAAAAACUUGAGCCAUUGGACCCCCUCUUUUCCCUCAUCCCACCUAAUCCAGGGUAAUACCUUUCUUUCUAUUGGCUAACGGUUGAGGGGAGCUGGAGUAAAUGGUUCUUUAAAAAGUCGUGGGUGAGAAUGGUCUUCAGAUAAUUAGAUCCAUGCCACGACAAAGGGUAGCGGCGUACGAGGAUAAGGCCUGCAUUUCAAACUAUUGGACUGUAUAGGUGGACUUCUAAAAGCUCACGAGAAUAGGUUAAUUUCUGCUGUUUUGUGUGCUUCUCAGGUCCGCUAUGAAUGCCUUAAAUUUCUGCGGGGGAUCCGACAGUGGCAACGGAGUCUAUCCUCUGCACAGCGUCAACUCCGUCUUUUUCGACCUCCACCACCAGAUGGCAGACCAGUACCCGGUUUAUCCAUCAAUCAAUCCCUCCUCGGUCCACACGUUCUCUGUUGCUGAAAGACUUGCAGAGUUGAUACUGGAGGCCCGUUAUGGGAACCAGCAGAAGCAGCGUCGGAGCCGCACAGCCUUCACUGUGUCUCAGUUACAGGCUCUAGAGAAAGCCUUCCAGCAGACCCAGUACCCUGAUGUAGGUAUGAGAGAGAGACUGGCUGUCUGUACCAAUCUGCCUGAGGCUCGCAUUCAGGUGUGGUUUAAGAACAGAAGAGCAAAGUUCCGUAAGGGACAGAGAUGCUCCCCUCUUCCCAGAGAGCAAAGCCUGGAGGAACCAUAUCAAACCAAGGCAGGAGGGGAAGAGAGGAGUACCAAGGAUUCAAAAACACAAAGUGAAAUAGCUCCUCUCUGGGAAGUCAGUGAUGCUCCUACCAUUUCUUGUCCUGGAGACUCCAUUGUAUCUCAGAACCACUCAAGAUUACAUUCUCCUCCCGUUUUUCCCUUUGUGGGUGGAGAACGGUACCACCUUCCACAUCAUCAGGCUUUAGGGAUGCUGUCAGCUGGCCUACAUUUCACCCCCACAUUCUGGCCCAUUCUACAGCAACACAGCCCGGCUAUAGGAGUUGUCCCACCGGUUGGUAAAAACUGCAGCCUUUCCCUUCAGACUUCCUGUCCCAGUAAAGCUGUACCCACCCCCAACCUGGGUCUAUAACUGCACUACCAACAACAACAACUUCUCUUCAGUGUGUGUUGGCAAAAAGGGACUCAAAGGAGGAAAUCGUACACUGCUGCACUGGUGUCAACAUGAACACAGAUAAACUACUGAUUUUAUACUUUGACUCUGUACAACUUUGUGAGUACAAGGAGCCUUUGCUAAUUGUCCUGGUAGAGUGCAUCUGACAAGUGAAUAUGUCUGUAGAUAAGUUUGAUUAAGAAACACUCAAAAGGGCUAGUAUGUUGUGUUGUUGUGAGCAUUCGGGAUUGCAACCUGGAGUGGAUUGGUACAUGCUUCAUUUGCAUAAAGAUGCUACUUUCAGUUUUUACUCACUUAUCACAAGCACUUAGGAGAAUAGAGAAUUGUGAUGUGGUUUGGGGCACUUUUCUUUUCACUUUUCAAAUCGAAUAUCCAUUUGUUCAAGACAAUUUUCUGUAAUGUCUCACAGUAGGAAUCUUUAUUCCUAUCCUAUGUUCAUUUUAUGGUCAUACACAACAAAACCAUAAUUCAACUGUAUGUGAAUUUUAAAAUGUAUUAUGAAUAAAAUUAUUUUGAAUGUC